Volvox carteri f. nagariensis is the source of this 612-nucleotide messenger RNA. RefSeq lists its product as uncharacterized. The transcript has 4 exons. The record is from RefSeq and is a predicted model, not a curated record. The coding region runs from base 1 to 612 and encodes 203 amino acids. Lineage: Eukaryota; Viridiplantae; Chlorophyta; Chlorophyceae; Chlamydomonadales; Volvocaceae.
AUGAAAGAGGAAAAUGCAGUAGUUAGCCUCUACUGGCCGCUGGUGCAAUAUGGCGGUUUUCGCGAACUGAAGCUGUACACGUUUCUAGCUGAGAGUGCGCGGCCUAGCUGCGUCAAAGGCAGCAGAGUUAUUAAAGCAGCGUAUGCAUACAGGAUCACCGCCUUGCGAAGCAAGGGAGGCUGGAUGGAGUCCAAGCGUGAGAAGAUUGCCGAAGGUACCAGGCAAGGGAGCAGCUGUGCUGGCCUGCAGCUGGCCUACUGCCUUAGCCGUUCGUCGUCCAGCUCCGUAAUUCCUAGGACUCCGGAGAUAGACCUUACGAACAUGACAUACAGAAGGCCACACCUCAUGUCAGCCAAGCUAGGAGGUUCGGUGCUUGGCGGACAAUUUGAAAACAGGGCGUCCAAUGAAGGCAGGCGCAGCGUUUUACCUUGCUCAGUCACAUGGACCCUUAAAAGUCCAGAAUGUUCGUGGGUAAUUUCAUCUUACAGCACCGUCGCUAACGGGGCUAUCCUUGCAAAAGAAUUUUUAAAUUUAAGCUUGGCCUGCCAGAAGCUCAACUACGUACUAAUAGCAUUGUCGAUUCGUGCAGCCUUUUACAUACAGCAUACAUAG